Penicillium diatomitis is the source of this 1392-nucleotide messenger RNA. It is a transcript of the gene pkaC, whose product is annotated as cAMP-dependent protein kinase catalytic subunit pkaC. Gene Ontology annotation, cellular component: nucleus; cAMP-dependent protein kinase complex. Gene Ontology annotation, biological process: peptidyl-serine phosphorylation. NCBI's taxonomy places the organism in Eukaryota, Fungi, Ascomycota, Eurotiomycetes, Eurotiales, Aspergillaceae. The transcript has 4 exons. Gene Ontology annotation, molecular function: cAMP-dependent protein kinase activity; ATP binding. The coding region runs from base 1 to 1392 and encodes 463 amino acids. The record is from RefSeq and is a predicted model, not a curated record.
AUGCCGAGUUUAGGAGGUCUUUUGAAGAAGCGGCGAACGAAGGAUUCCCAAACCCUCGCGUCCGAAAUCCCGGCUGCUGCGACGGACGCGCAAUCAAACAACAACUCUCACCCGGACCAUCCAUCUCACGACUCUUCCGAAGGCGCCUCCAUGCAGCCCGCCGGGAGCGCACAGGCGUCCCCCCACCAUUCCACCAAUGCCGCCAGCAUUAACAAUAUCAUCAACAAUCCCUCGGAAGUUGGCUCCCAGGCCCACAAUGCCAGUCAAAUGCAGGGCUCAACUCUGAGUCAAGGCCAGCCUCAGCAUCCGUCCCAAGCGCAUGCGCAGGCCCAAUCGCAGCCGCAGCCGCAGCCACAGUCGCAUUCGCAUUCGCAGUCUCAGCAGCAGCAGCAGUCCCAAGCAGGUCAGCAGAGACCUGAACGGACUACCAAGGGCAAGUACUCGCAGGAGGAUUUCCUGCUGCAGCGCACCCUCGGCACCGGUAGCUUUGGACGAGUGCAUCUGGUGCAGUCGAAACAUAAUCAUCGCUUCUACGCCAUGAAGGUGCUCAAAAAGGCCCAGGUCGUUAAAAUGAAGCAGAUCGAGCACACCAAUGACGAGCGUCGCAUGCUGAAUCGUGUACGGCAUCCAUUCCUCGUGACCCUGUGGGGGACCUGGCAGGACUCGCGGAACUUGUACAUGGUGAUGGACUUUGUCGAAGGUGGUGAGCUUUUCAGCUUGCUCCGUAAAUCACAGCGAUUCCCCAACCCCGUCGCCAAAUUCUACGCCGCAGAGGUGACAUUGGCUCUGGAGUACCUGCACGCUCACCAAAUCAUCUACCGUGAUCUCAAACCAGAGAAUCUUCUGCUUGACCGCCAUGGUCACUUAAAGAUCACCGAUUUCGGUUUCGCCAAAGAGGUGCCCGAUAUUACAUGGACAUUGUGCGGAACACCCGACUAUCUGGCUCCCGAGGUUGUCUCUUCUAAGGGUUAUAACAAGUCGGUCGACUGGUGGUCAUUGGGCAUCCUCAUCUUCGAGAUGCUCUGCGGUUUCACGCCCUUCUGGGAUAGCGGAUCUCCCGUCAAGAUUUACGAGAAUAUUCUUCGGGGAAAGGUCAAGUACCCGCCGUACUUGCAUGACGACGCAGUGGACCUCUUGUCCCAGCUGAUCACAGCGGAUCUAACCAAGCGGUUGGGCAACUUGCACGGAGGUCCCGCAGAUGUCAAGAACCACCCGUGGUUCGCCGAAGUCACUUGGGAUCGACUGGCGCGGAAGGAUAUCGAUGCGCCCUAUAUUCCCCCAAUUCGGGGUGGACAGGGUGAUGCCAGCCAGUACGACAAGUAUCCCGAAGAGACAGAACACUAUGGCGCGACCGGAGAAGACCCAUACGGCCAUCUGUUCCCCGAUUUCUAG